This is a messenger RNA of Fusarium graminearum PH-1, 1830 nucleotides long. RefSeq lists its product as uncharacterized. The record is from RefSeq and is a predicted model, not a curated record. Lineage: Eukaryota; Fungi; Ascomycota; Sordariomycetes; Hypocreales; Nectriaceae. The coding region runs from base 1 to 1830 and encodes 609 amino acids. The transcript is spliced from 2 exons. Gene Ontology annotation, biological process: carbohydrate metabolic process.
AUGGCCUGGUUCAAAAUCGCUGCUGGCGUUGCCAGUGUGCUUGCGAUAAUCCAGCCCAUCUCAGCUGCGCCCAGCCGUGAGAGCGCACUGCAAGGCUAUUGCCCUAUCAUAUACACUGAACAACCAGCAAACUGCCGUCCAAUUCCAGAAACAUUCCUUACUUUCUCGCCAAAGAGAUCAGACCCUUCUCCUGCUGAAACACAGAUUCUUGAAGAUGCUCUCAGUGCUCUUUCGACGUUGCAGGACACUUUUUUUGAACCAGACUAUGCGACAUGGCCCUCUGCUAUCGAUUGGACUGCAGCUGUGGCGGGAACAGUUGUAGCUGGAAUGCUGACGACUUUAUCGAAGGCCAUCAACACUGUCGAUCUGGCUGGUGUUCAUGAUUGGAGAGUGAAGGAGAACAUUAUUGCGACUUUCUAUGCACAACUCGUCGGGUCAUACUUUGGACAAGAUGUCUUGUCGCUUCGAGGACAAGCCUAUGAUGACAUUCUUUGGGUGGUUCUCGGCUGGAUCGAAGCCAUCAAAUUUGUCAAUACGCACGCCGACCUUCACUAUCCCAAGGUCAAACCACAGGGAGCCACGCCUGAUAGUCUAAGAGGUGUAAUUGAUGCUAUGCCAUGGCAAGGCUACAACUGGUUCUCAUCAUUUGCGCACCGCUCUCGCAUUUUCUGGAACUUGGCGACUCACGGUUGGGAAACGAAACUCUGCAAUGGAGGCAUGGUCUGGAAUCCUCGUCUGAACCCUUACAAAAACGCCAUCACCAACGAACUCUGGAUUUCUGCCUCAAUUUCCAUGUACCAACACUUCCCUGGUGACAACUUCACUGCCCCAUGGCUCAACAACGUUGCGUUUCCGGAUAACGACCCGGCGCAUCUUGAGGCAGCCAUUGAGGGAUACAAGUGGCUCAUAGACGUCAACAUGACCAACUCCCGCGGCCUUUUCGUCGAUGGAUAUCACAUUGAUAGUAGCAAACCCGGCAACACAAAGUGCGACGUUCGAGACGAGAUGGUGUACACGUACAACCAGGGUGUCUUGCUAACAGGCCAAAGAGGACUCUGGUCUGUCAGUGGUAGUGCAUCGUACCUAGAAGAUGGUCAUCGCUUGAUUCAAUCCGUGAUCGAAGCGACGGGAUGGAAUUUGAAAGGUGGUAAGCCCGUGGAUGAUACAAGCCGCCUAGGUCCCGGCCAGUUACCGCCCUGGCGUGGGCUUGGGAGAGGAGGAAUCUUGGAAGAACAAUGCGAUGCUAGCAGCACCUGCUCCCAAGAUGGCCAGGCAUUCAAGGGUAUCUUCUUCCAUCACUUUACAGCAUUCUGCAGCCCGCUUGAACCUCUCAGGGGUCGAAAAGGCAGGAUAGUUGAUCCUCAUGGCUUUAAGAAAGUCAAGUCUAUCCAUGCGAAAGCUUGCACAUCGUAUUUGGUCUGGGUCAAGCACAAUGCCCUGGCAGCACUGGAAACCCGAGAUGAUGCUGGUCUUUUCGGCAUGUGGUGGGGUGCUGGUGUCUUUGACGCAAGCGUCACGUUGGACAACGACGGCAUCAAGCACGACGCCGAAAACUCAACUGAUUACCGUAACCGAGGAACGCCAGCGGGUGAAACGUGGGGAGGACGCCACAGGUGGCUUCCAGGAACAGGAGGCUUGUCACCGUUGGAGUCAAAACCCGAUCAGCAGGUUAUGGACGUUGCUGGGGAUAGACUCCUUCCCAGGGCUCGCGGGGUAUCAGCUCGAGAAGUGAAGGAUCCCAAUGCACGGGGUCGAGGUCGGACUGUGGAAACGCAAGUGGGAGGAAUCGCAUUGCUUAGAGCAUUUUGGGAACUUUCUCGGUCAUUUUGA